AUCAAGUCGCAACCUUAUGAACAAUGGCUAAGAAUCGAACGAAAAAGCGCACCCAUGUGGGCGCCAACAAUCCCAAGCAUAAGGCCCCCUUAACAGGUCGCUCGGCUAUUCAAGAUCCGAAGAGCAUGGUCAUUCGAAUUGGCGCCGGCGAGGUUGGAUCUAGCAUCAGUCAAUUGGCAAAAGAUGUUCGUCAAGUCAUGGAGCCCGGCACCGCUAGCCGUUUAAAAGAGCGCCGCGCAAACCGUCUGAGAGACUAUGUCACUAUGACUGGUACUCUCGGAGUCACUCAUCUACUUCUAUUCUCACGAUCCGAAUCUGGCAAUACGAAUUUGCGCAUAGCUACAACCCCACGGGGACCCACGCUACACUUCCGAGUUGAAAAAUACUCGCUUUGCAAAGAUAUACGCAAAGCUCAGAGACAUCCGAAAGGUGGAGGGAAGGAAUAUAUUACACCACCUCUGCUAAUCAUGAAUAAUAUCUCUACGCCAGGCGCUGAUGCCAGUUCUAAAGUUCCGAAACAUCUCGAAUCUCUCACCACUACCGUAUUCCAGUCUCUUUUCCCUCGCAUCAAUCCACAAACUACACCUUUAAAAUCGAUACGUAGAGUUCUCCUUCUGAACAGGGAACCUGCCGAAGACAAGGACGACGGAUCGUUCGUACUUAACUUUAGACACUACGCCAUUUCUACAAAACCAGCCGGAGUUUCCAAACCGCUUCGCAGACUGGAUGCUGCGGAGAAGCUUUUUGGCGCCAAGAACCGAAAGGGUGGCGUUCCGAAUUUAGGAAAGCUAGAGGACAUCUCCGAAUACAUGAUAGGCGGCGAAAACGGAGAGGGUUACAUGACAGAUGGCACUAGCGGAAGUGAAAUGGAUACGGAUGCCGAGGUAGAGGUCCUAGAGGAUGCACCGCGCAGAGUACUCUCGAGCAAGGCCCGCGCGGCUAGGAUGGAUAAUGGUGACGAGGGUGCUGACAACGACGAAAGAGUAGAGCGGCGGCGUGUCACCCUCGUCGAGCUCGGGCCUCGCAUGAAAUUACGUAUGACCAAAGUCGAAGAAGGGCUCUGUUCCGGCAAAACGAUGUGGCAUGAGCAUAUCCAUAAAUCGCGACAGGAAAUACAAGAGCUUGAAAAGCGAUGGGAACAGCGCAAGCAGGAGAAGGAUGCGAGGAGAAAGGAACAGAAAGCCAACGUUGAGAAGAAGCAAAAAGAAAAGGCCGCGAAUAAAGCUAAGAACGGUAAAAAUGGAGAAAAUGGCGAAGACGAUGACGACGAUGACGAUAUUGAGAUGGAUGGUAAUAAUAGCGAUCUUUUCGACGAGAUGAUGGAGGAAGAUGAGUUGGAUAGUGAAGGGCUGGCGGGUGAUGCCGAAGAGGCAGUCGGUCAACAAAUGGACGAGGACGAAUGGGAAGACGAAAGGGAAGAAAUCGCAGACGAAUACUAAGCUCUCCUGUAUCAACGAGAUCCAAAUACCCUUUGUAGGUAUGGAGUCCGGCGUAUUGCAUUGACGCUGUGUAAUAC
This is a messenger RNA of Annulohypoxylon maeteangense, 1516 nucleotides long. RefSeq names its product Brix-domain-containing protein. The coding region runs from base 24 to 1439 and encodes 471 amino acids. The record is from RefSeq and is a predicted model, not a curated record. The transcript has 2 exons. Gene Ontology annotation, cellular component: preribosome, large subunit precursor. Gene Ontology annotation, biological process: rRNA processing; ribosomal large subunit assembly. Gene Ontology annotation, molecular function: rRNA binding. Lineage: Eukaryota; Fungi; Ascomycota; Sordariomycetes; Xylariales; Hypoxylaceae.